Caenorhabditis sp. 36 PRJEB53466 is the source of this 7413-nucleotide messenger RNA. The record is from the annotation of a GenBank genome assembly. Lineage: Eukaryota; Metazoa; Nematoda; Chromadorea; Rhabditida; Rhabditidae.
AUGAGCGGACGACAAUCUCUUUUUCCUGCUACGCCAUCAACACAUGGUGUGCUAAGCAAAGAGAGAAGAAGGUUUAAAAAAGUAAGCUCGAAAAUAUUUUAAAAUCGGCUUUCAGAUUUAUUGUAGUAACAUUUUUCGACGCCUCUGUCACUAUUCUUCUUUGGCUAUUGUGCACUGUGACGCGUGACGAUGAUUGGAAGAAAGUAUUUUUCAACGAAUUCGAUAUCUUGAAUCCCCAGUUUAUUAAGGUAGGCAACUAGGCAUACAAGAAAUCGAAAAAUUUACACAUCAGUUAGAUACUUCUGUUUCAACAGGUGUCAUUAUUUGACGUUGUUAUUCUUGCAAUGACUCGGGUGAUGGUACUGAGCAGUUAUUAUGGAGUUUUUCUCGGGCAGACGUGGCAUACGGUUGCAUUUAUCACAUUCAUAUCUAGUACAUAUAUUCUGACAAAAGUAAGUUAUAAUCGCUCUUAUUGUCAUUCUCAUUCAAACUUGUCACGGCUGAUUAUGUUUGUCCCCCACUUUUAUUUUGAAAGACGGGAAGUUAAGAAAUGAACACGUAAACUUUCGAAUGGUUUUGAGAAUCAAACGGACAAAUUAAGAAAGAAAUGGAGACUCCGUUAGCUUUUUUUAAAUGAGCAAAUUUGAAAUUAGGUGCACCCGUUCACUUUUCCAACAAACUGGUAUUCUCAGGGAAGAUUACAAUUUCAGUUACCCUUACGUUUCAGAGCUAAAGGAUCGAUUUAUAGGUCCUGUUGUUUUUCAAUCAUUCAUCAAGCGCAAUCGCCCCAUAUCUCCUCAUAAUUGUUACCUUCACACUUUGUUGGGCUGAAUUUUAUCUUAUGCCAUUCCAAAUAUUGCCAAGAGAGCGGAGUCGUGUUCGAGGUUUUUUCGAUAUUUUCUACCUACUUUAUGACCCUACGUUUUAUAGAAUCUCGAAGAAAUUUGGAAAGUUUUGAAAAUGCCCACUUUUCGACAGACGAUGAGAUUCAGUCAGAGUAAUUUUUAAAAAUUAAACUUAUUGUGAUUUUCCUAAAUUGUACUUAUUUAAUCAGACACCGACACCGUCGCCUGCGUCGACAGCCAUACUCGGGACAACUAUCAGAGCCUGACACUUUAGCACCUUCGAGAAUGUCUGCUGCAGUUUUUAUAGCCUCCGAUUACGAUGAAUUUCGAAGUGCCCCCGAAUUUUCUUCUGGUAACCCACCUUACUGUCCAAAUAUUACUAUUUCCCUUUCGGUGUGUACGCGAGCAUAAUUUAGAAUUUUUUCUUUGGUCUGCAUACACAGUGGGAGCGAGUGAGCGCUCAAAAUUUGAAACUUCAAGGUGCGUGCGCAAAUGUUCGUUUCCGCUCGAGGCUACCCGAGACUGCCCCCGAGCAGAACUGUCCCGAACCAGCAGGUGGUUUUUGUUAAGAAAAGUCGUGUUGUUUCUGAUUCGGGACAGUUCUGGUUAGUUCCCUUACGCUCUUUUGGCAUCCGUGAUUGUUGGGUUUUGAUUUUAGAGAAUUGUGUUAACAUUUUCAGACGAAGAAGCUCGUUCCCGUCUUCUGUUACCUCCAGAUACGCGACGGUUGUUUGAAAUUACCAUUCGUCAAUGCUACGAUCAGGUGGAAGAAUUAAUACGAGAUUACCGCCUUGGUGGUUGGAAGACUCUUCGUUCGGAUGGUCCUACUGUGCUUCAAGGACCUGAUAACUAUUUCUUAGUGCAAGCAAAGUUCGAUCAAUUUCCAGCCUUGGUUCUUUUCAACAUUGCAUGGAAAGACAUGCUAAAAUGGAAUACUCAAGUCAUCGAGGGCAGAAUGAUAGCGCAUUUGGAUAAUGCGACAGAUUUAUUCUACUCUGUAAGCGCGCCCGCCAUGCGCGGCUACAUUUCUUCACGAGAUUUUCUGGAUCUUCGACGGAUACAAUUGGACUCUGCGAAUAAUGUUCACACCGGCUAUUUCGUCUCUGUGGAAUCAAAUCUUUGUUCAAGUAACGAAAGUUCCAAGGUAGUGCGAGGACACAAUUUUCCUUCUAUGAUACGAACAAGGAGAACAGAAGAUGGAGUAACAUGUUUUGAAUGGCUUAUGAAAACGGAUCUAAAAGGUAGUAUUCAGCCAAAAAAUUUUUGCCUCGUGAAAGUCUAAGUUCAUUCAGGCGGAUUACCGCGUCGGCUUGUUCAUCAAGGAAUGGUUAGCUAUUUUAUCGAGCACGUGAGAAGAAUGAAACAGUUUGCGGAGGCACACUAUAGUUGCACAAAUUGACGAUAAAGCAGUAAUUUGAACAAUAUUGUAAAAUUAAUGACAAUGAAAAAGCAAAUGUAUAUUUUCAAAAAAAAUCAUGUUUUUAAAUUUUAUUUUGUACCAUGUUUAGCCAUGUUGUAUGCUUGAAGUAAAUUGGCUUUACCCAGGCUAUUUUCAUAUUUCCGUAAACUCAUCGCGAUGAGUUUACGAAACAGUUUUAUUUCGAAACAGCUUGAGUCAACGAGAAGUUAUGUUUCGAGGUCGCACUAAAUUUCUUCGGUAUAUUCAAAAAAUAUCGUGCUUUAAAAAUGUACGGUAGACUGGUCGAACAGGCGAUUUCAGGCGCCUGUUUUCUCAACGCAGGGACGCAGCGGCGCGUUGAAAAAACAGGCGCCUGUUCGACCAGCCUAAUGUAUGGUAACAGUCGUUCAGCUAUGAACCGCUGCAAACUUAGGACGGCAAAAUCGGAGAGAUUUUUUAAACUUUAGAAACGGAUGUGCUGUUGUUGUUGUUUUUGUAGACUCAAGCCAACAUUUCUGAAAUUAGGCUUGAGUACGCAAGCACCGAGGGGGCAAAAGCGGUGAAUUGAGAGUUACCUUUCGCAACUUUAGCACUAAUUGAGGGCAUUUAAUUCCGAGGGUACAACAAUUUUGAUUUUAGGGAAUAAUUUCUGUCAAGUAUUUUAGGGUACAAUAAUUUUAGGGUACAACACUUUUAGGGCACAACUAGCACAUAAUUUCAGGGCAGAAAAACCUGCGGUUUUUACGGUUUUUCCGAGACAUUGGACGCGGCAUAAAUUAUUUUUCAAAAAUGCGUCUGCAUCAAAAAUGAACUGUGAACACCGAGGUUCUCAUUGCCAUUGGCGUUCGUCAUCAGCCUUCUUUCGAAUUUCAUUCUUCCGAAAUCCCACACUGCUUUGAUGUGAGAAAAAUUACUGCGAAGAAAAGGGCAAUAUUUACGGUAUGCCUCUCUGGUAAAAUUGAAAACUUUCCUCAGCCAUUUUCAAACGUUUCUAAACUUUCUCUCUGGGAACUCGAUCGCAAUCUAAUUAGAACACUUUGCAAUCUAAUACGAACUCGUUUGAAAUAGAAUUUGCUUCAAUUAGAUUGCAAAAUCUUCUAAUUAGAUUGCAAUCACUGAAAUUUUUCUAAUUAGAUUGCAAUGUUUUCUAAUUAGAUUGCAAUUUUUUCUUAUUAGAUUGCAAUUCAGGAAAAAUAUAUUGUAAUCUAAUACGAUUUUACUGGAACUUCAAUUAAAUCUGAUUAGAUUGCGAAAUAUAGCUUUUUCUUAUUAGAUCGCAAACUCUUCUAAUUAGAUUGCAAUCGAGUUUCCAGAGCUCAAGACAAAAAGCUUUUCUAAGAAAUUCUUAAACUUUUUCAAGCCUUUCUUAAUCUUUUUCAAGCCUUUCUUAAACUUUUUCAAGCCUUUCUCAAACUUUCCUUAGAAUUUCUAAAGUGGCGCCUCGAAAAGUUUAAAAAAGUUUGAAAAUGGCUGAGGAAAGUUUUUUUUUUAACCAGAGCUGUAGACUAUAUAGUUUCCUUAUCGGCAUGUAAGCGGAGACAGAAUAAAAAUGAGUCACUUGUUUACGUUAGAAAAAAUCUCACUCAACGUUGGUACUAUUUUUCAGAGUCUCGGCUUGUUUAACUUGAAGUGGUAUCAUCAUUCCAAUUUAAUAAAAAGCUAGUGAGGUCUGUCCGUAACUUUCUUUCUUUCUAUCUUUUUUUCUCCGUUUUUCCGGCCGUUUUUUAAUUUUUAAAACGAAAAAAGUUGAUACGGAGAAAUGAGGAAAUGAAAACGUGAACUUUUGAACGGUUCUGAUGAACAAACAGAGCUCAGGAAAAAAAGGCGCCAAUUCGGCUCAAAAAUCGGCGCUAGUGCCGAAGUUGAGCCGAAUUGACGCCGAGCUACGCCGCCGGCGCCGUUUCGGUUUCUAAAUAGAGCCGAAUUUGCGCCUUUUUUCCGGAGAGUAGCCGCUUCCGAGCAUCAGCUUGGCCCGCGCAGCGAGCACGGUUUCCAAAAAGUCUUGUUUACAUUUUUUUUAAAUCUGCCAGCUUAACACCUCGAGCGAUCGAACGCUGAGGAGCGUCCUCUGUUAAUUGUUCGUGAAACAGUACGCAAACACCGUACGGCAGCAAUUUUGAAUAGUAUACAUAUGUAUACAUAUAUAUAUAUAUACUUUCAUGAGUAUUUUGAGUAGUUCUCUCAAUAUUAUCGACAUUUUGUAAUCAGUUUCAUCGGGGAUCUACAGGAUGGGGUUAUUUAAUUAAUUUUUUAAAUGAACCUAUUCACUUGAGUGAAAACCGGUUUUUACCAGUAAAAAACGGUUGUCUACCGGUUUUUAGCUGAGUGAAUAGGUCGAUAAGAUGCAAGAAAUCCAUUUUUUCGGCGAUGUGAGAAACGUUAACCUAAACCCACUAUUAUAGGGGCACCGGACAGAAAGGGCGCGCUGUUCGCAAUCUGGCCGAAUUUCUAGGCCACGAUGUAGUUUUCCACUGAAAACGUGGCCUAACUUUUCAAACUCGGCCCCGAGGUCGCUCAAUUUGCACUGCAAAAAGAGUUUCUCAACAGAGCGCCAUUUCUGUGCGGUGCCCCUAUAAUAGAUUAUACUGUAAUAGUGUUUUCCUUUUCCAGUAGGAAUGUUCAGUAGCGAAGGGAAAUACCGGAAGGCAUACCGUCAUCAAUUUAAUCAGCUUCGAAUAGGAGAUGAAACAGAAAUUCCUAUGUCUACACUUGCUAACCGAAUAGAUACUCGCAAAGUUCCGCUUUCGAAAGGUCAAAUUAACGCAAUCAAGCAGGCGCCUGAUAUUCUGGUCGAUUUAGAAGAAUUUCAAAAAAUAGUGAGUUCUCACCACAAGUGAAUAUUGCUGACUGAGAAACGUGAUUUCUUCUAGAUUACAUCUAAAUCAUCACAAACUUCCACAUUUAAACGGUUAAUGUAUGAUGUAGCUGAUCCGGUUAUCAGUACGAGCCAAAAAAUCGAAAUUCAUUCCUACAUUGAUUCAUACUCUUGGUGUCCACCACCAGUUUUUAUACUUCUAAUCACCCUAGCACAGGUCAGUUUCGACAAAAUUCCUUGUUUAAUUAAUUUUAUUCUGCCAGAUUGCCGUUUUUGUCACGUAUUGGAAGGUAGAAGGUAGAAAAAGUAUUUGGAUAGACUGUGCCGGGUGUUUUGUUUAUAAGAAUCACACACACCCUGGACCGUUAAUAUUCGCUCCAAAACUUAGAGAAGAAGCAUGGAGAUUCACUACGUACAUGUUCCUGCACGCUGGGUGAGUCUGUAUACAGAUACUACAAAACAAUCUUGCUACGGGCAUUGCUAGCCAAGCCUGAAACUCGGCGGGGGAGGGGGAGGGGGGUGGCAGGCUUGUCAGCAAAUAAUGGGUCACCCUCCAAUAUCACCAUCAUUGCUUAUUAAUAUAACUUUCACCAGGAUUGUUUGUUUGUUUUAGGGUUGCAGAACAGGCUCAUGUUUUAGACUUUUUUCAUAGGUGCGGGAUGUCUGAGAAACGCCAAAACAUUUUUCCGACCUGGCAGUCGGAGUGAACUCGCCUGUCCCGAACUGCCGGCGCUCAACUCAAAGCACCUAUGCCUGUUUUGCAAUUUUAAUGUGGAGAUUUAGCUGAACAGGAGCUUGUUCUGCAACCCUAGCUUGUUUACAAGAAAUUUAAACACUGGGCCCGCUUCGCGGGCCGAACCUUUUCCAAUUAAAACAUUGUGUGGGAAGGAGAUGUUGGAUCACACGGUCUCGAGAGCUGACAAUGGGCGCAAGUGCGCCCCGCCCAAUAGAGCGAUACAUUGGCGCGAAAUUCAAAUUUUAACAGCAAAAUUUGUGUUUUUUGCCAGAUUAGCCACGAAAAACCGAUAAUUUCUCAUUUGUCUCUCGAUAGACCAAUUGUAUAGGCUAUUACGAAUUUCUUAAGCGCAAGAGCGUUACAUUUGGUCAAGUCGCAAAUCACAUUUAUCCUUUUGAAGGUUUUUGGCUAAAACUGCGUGAAUUUCAGUUGCUUUACGGUAAUUUUCGCUGUUCGAGCGCUCAAAAUGCUUGUAUUUACGUGAUUCAUCAUUCUCAAAAUCAAUUCUGUCUGAAAACGGCCAAGAAAGCGCAAAAUGAGAAGUGCGGUUUUUAAGCGGCGAUCGGUGGCGAAGGCGAAAAAGCAAAGUCCGCGAAAAAUGCGCCAAAACGUCUUUAAUUCUGAGAAUUAGUGUAUUUUCAUGUCGGCCAACCAUUUUUCAUCGCCUUUGACCACAAAAAUCAGAGAAAACUUGCUCAAUUCAUGAAAACGCCAUUUGGCCGAGGCCACGCCCAUAUUGUCAGCUCUGGAGACCGUGGAUCAUCUUUAUUGACCGUGCUUUAUUGACUUCUCGCACUUUUUUCACAAAGCGGUCAAUAAAGAUGAUCUAACAUUUCCAUCCCACACAUAUCUAAGAAUACGUAAAUAGCAUGAGAAGCAAAAAUCAGCCCCUCAAAAACAAUUUAAAAAUUCUUACAAAUGUUUGAGAAUUUAUUGGAAAAGUUUUUUUUGCUUUUGAAAAAGGUUUGAGGGGAAAAAGGUUUGAGUUACUCAAGGUUAGGAAAGUUUGAAUUUUUACUCAAGCCACAAUUUCUGAAAUUCGGCUUGAGUACGCAAAAACUCUUCGGUAAAUUAAGAGUACUAAUUUACAGCCUGAACCAUUUGCUUGGCAACGUCAUCAUACAGCUAUUAGUAGGAAUACCGUUGGAAGUAGCUCACAAAAUAUGGCGAAUUGGACCGAUUUAUCUUUUAGCCGUUACCGCUGGCUCUUUAUUGCAGUAUGCUGUUGACCCAAACUCACUUCUCGUUGGAGCAUCCGCUGGAGUUUACGCCCUUAUCUUUGCACAUGUCGCCAACGUUAUUCUGGUACGGUACAAAAUUUUUUAAUUCAUUCGUAUUGAAUUUCAAAGUGUACAUGAGAAACGGAUUUUCAAUUUCACUUCUUAGUUUUGUGAAAAUAUCCGGCCGGAUCUGGAGACUAGAAAAAAUAGUCGAUGGGCGGGGCGAGGACAUGGACAGAGUUUUCUAGUCCCGUAGAGAAAACGCCGUGACAUUGAAAUGCUUCGAUAGUAUUUAAUAAAACUCUUCUCGGGUUUGAAAAACAAACCUUUGCCCUCAAUUUAUUAUAGGGGCACCGGACAGAAAGGGCGCGCUGUUCGCAAUCUGGCCGAAUUUCUAG